UUCACCGUCAAUCCACCCAGGACUGCCACUCCAGGAUUUGGAUUCUGUAUCAACUCUGCCGGUGCCACCAUCUUCGGGCUGCCUCAUAGCAGCCAAGCUUUAGAGAUCUCACGGGAUACUCCUGGCCAUAAAUAUGCAAAACCCCAGACGCUCACAUUCGGGAUCUAGCUCCCGCACCCACAGUUCCCUUGGACAAACCCCCAGGACCAUGCCGAUGAUGCACCCGGAUUUCCUGGAUUAUCCAAAUUCUACCCUACCUGAAUCCAAUGGCUCCCGGUUUUCAUUGUCCUCAUCAUCUUACCGUUCUCGUCAGGACAACGACUCUGACAGUUUCUUGUUCGAAGGACCCGGCAGUCGUGACUUUGGACUCUUCACUUCAGAGCCAUCAACUAUGAGUUAUGCUCCCAUUCAUGUCUCGACUGACGCUUCCGGCGCACCGCUGUUCUCCACCGUUGAUGCGUAUGUAUCGGAACCAGCGUUUGAUUUUAUGACCUCGACAGGCCACCAAUGGAGCGAGAUUGAUCCCAGCAAUCUCAGCCUCGGACCAACUUUCCAGGAUGCUGUAUUAGAUCAAGACGUAAUGCCUCCAUAUGUGGAUAUGUCGACUUACACUCCACCAUCCGUGUACAGCUCGCACUUUGGAGACUCUGUCAGCUGGCCUGGCCUCCAUCCGCGACCAUUUACACCACCUUCUGAGCUUGAGCUUGAGCUUCAGCGGAGCCUAAUGACCUUUUGCAAUGAACAAGAUGAUCCCGCAACCACGGACCAGGACUCGCUCAACCGUGACACCAGUGGAAUGCCUGGUUUGCUUGCCCGUCGAGCGGACUCAUACUCACCCCGCACAACCGCUGUUGGAGACCUGGAUCGCGUUAACAGCGUCAGCCCAAAGAGCACCAUCCAACCAAGACCAAUCCGAUGUGCUUCUGAAAGGACCGAUUACCUGAAAGCAGACCACCCCAUUGUUGACCCCAAGACGACCUCGGAGGAAACAGGCGACCUUUCCAAAGCUAGGAGUCAUGCAUUCUAUGAGGCCAAGGUCCAAGCAGACGGAAAAUACCACUGCCCAUUCUCUCGAGCGGAGGGAGACAAGAAAUGCAGUCACCCACCGACACAGCAAAAGUGCAUCUACAACAAAUACCUAGAUUCCCACCUGAGGCCUUAUCGUUGCCGGCUCGCCGACAAGGGAGACUGUGACGACACCCAAUUCUCGUCUGCCGCAUGUCUCUUUCGCCAUGAGAGGGAAGCCCACGGACUCUGGAACCACGGCAUGAACCCUUUUCUUUGCAAAUUUGCCGGUUGUGAGCGUGCCCGGGAGGGGAACGGAUUCCCUCGAAAAUGGAACCGUCGUGAUCACAUGAAACGUGUGCACGAAUACACCGAAGUUGACUCGCCCAAGGAUACCACUGGCACCAUGGAAACCAAGAGACGGAGGGGAUCCGGAGUCCCUACCUCUACUCCUAUGAAGAGAUCCGACUCUUCCACCAAGUCCAAGUCGCGCGCCCUGGCCGGAGCAGCUUUGCACGCGGAUCUGACAGGAUACGUGCCCUCACGAGGGCAGUCUUCCCGGACAAGUCAUGAUGUUUCCGCAACCCGUGCACUGCCCAAUGGUCAGUAUGCUCCUGCAGGAAACACAAAUCCCCGGACAUCCAGGAAUGCCCAACCAUAUCCCAGGAUGUAUUCACAUUAGUUUGAUUUUUUGAAACUUGUCAAUGCAUGAAAGCUUUCAGCCAGUCUUGUAUUAUGUCUUAACAAUCCCAAAGGAAUUUUCCCAGCAAUUGUGCAAGAUUGUACAUCCAUAUGGACCCCGCCAGAGGAGCUAGACCGGCACCAUUUCCAUGGCCAGUAGCAUCUACGCGCAGCAGAAUCAGUAAUUCCAUCAGGGCGAACACCGCCCUGGCUCUUCCCUUGUCGUCAAUCGGAAUCGUUGUUGGGGACAUCUUGACCUUAGAUGUGAUCCAUUUCCGAGACAGGCAGCUGGGACAUUUUUCUAAGGAAGGCGCUGUAUGAAACAAUCAUCCCGCAAUAUCUCCCAGGGUCAGGCCACUUUUUGUACGGAACAAUCCCAGGAUGUUUCCUUCUGGACGGAGCAAAAUCUCGUAGGAACGUUCGCUAUUCAGCACAGAAUAAUUGUCAGCAUAUUCACUCAUGCCGAGUCCUCGGAGAGUGGGACACUGAACAUAAUGAUGAAUGACAUAUAGACAUAUACAUAGAGCGCGUGCAAAAGGCUUUUGAAUACGAAAUGGUUUCG
Messenger RNA from Exophiala mesophila, 2248 nucleotides. RefSeq lists its product as uncharacterized. The coding region runs from base 134 to 1687 and encodes 517 amino acids. The record is from RefSeq and is a predicted model, not a curated record. The transcript has 3 exons. Lineage: Eukaryota; Fungi; Ascomycota; Eurotiomycetes; Chaetothyriales; Herpotrichiellaceae.